Penicillium macrosclerotiorum is the source of this 633-nucleotide messenger RNA. RefSeq names its product macro domain-containing protein. Bases 1 to 633 code for a protein of 210 amino acids. The record is from RefSeq and is a predicted model, not a curated record. The transcript has a single exon. NCBI's taxonomy places the organism in Eukaryota, Fungi, Ascomycota, Eurotiomycetes, Eurotiales, Aspergillaceae.
AUGUCUUCCCAGCUUAUCACACUGGAGGAGAUCCCUACUUUGUCCUCCCUGUAUCGGCGGGGCCAGCUGGAUGCUGGGGAAUCUCAUCGGAUUCCAUCACAAACUCUCAACGAUGUCAUUGCCUGCAUCCGUCAGGACAUAACUACACUGCAGGUUGAUUGCAUUGUAAAUGCUGCCAACCAGUUUCUGUUAGGCGGUGGUGGUGUCGACGGUGCAAUUCACAGAGCAGCCGGACCAGAACUUGCGCAAGAGUGCCUUUUUCUGGAUGGCUGUGCAGUCGGGGAAGCCAAAAUCACCUCGGCUUACAACCUUCCCUGCGAAAAGGUCAUCCAUACCGUUGGUCCAAUGUAUGGGCUAGAGCGUCAACAUGAAUCUGACAGCCCCGAGCAAUUGCUCCGUUCUUGCUAUCGACGGAGCCUAGAGCUUGCAGUUGCAAACGAGAUGAGGAGUAUCGCCUUCGCAGCUAUCAGCACUGGAGUUUAUGCUUGGCCUAGUCAGGACGCUGCAAAUUCUGCCACUGAUGAAGUGCGGAAGUUCUUAGAAAGGCCAGAAAACGUGGAUAAGCUGGACCGAAUCAUCUUCUGCAAUUUUGAAAGAAGGGACAUGGUUGCUUAUAAAGUUGCACUGCCGUGA